Messenger RNA from Pygocentrus nattereri (red-bellied piranha), 1192 nucleotides. It is a transcript of the gene grtp1b, whose product is annotated as growth hormone regulated TBC protein 1b. Bases 41 to 1096 code for a protein of 351 amino acids. NCBI's taxonomy places the organism in Eukaryota, Metazoa, Chordata, Actinopteri, Characiformes, Serrasalmidae. The record is from RefSeq and is a predicted model, not a curated record. The transcript is spliced from 8 exons.
AGCUAUAGAGUGGAAGGGAAGGAGGCUAAUGUGAACGGAGAUGAGUCUGUUGGGUGAUCAUGAAUCUGCUGAAGAUGGAAUUUUACAUGGAAAUGAUUGUCAGAGAGUAGACCAGUAUGGAUUUGAGCAGCCUGAUGACUUGAACCACGAAAUCUAUGAGGAGAUGAUGUCUGAGUACUUAACCUUGCUGUCCAGAAGAUCGGUGAAGUGGUCCAGACUGUUAAAAGAGAACACCAAGGUGGAGAAGAAUCUGAAAGUGAAGCGGUACGUGAGAAAAGGGGUCCCUAAUGAAUACCGGGCUCUGAUCUGGAUGGCAGCCAGUGGAGCCCAGCAGCAUCUGCAGAUGAACCACGGCUAUUACGACUCUCUUCUGAGAGGUCGCCAUGAUCACCACCUGGAGCAGACUAUACGCACUGACCUGCACAGAACCUUCCCAGACAACAUCCACUUCCGCGACUCCUCCCAGCUGUGUUUACAGACAGCUCUGUUUAAUGUGCUUCUGGCAUACGGGCACCACAACAAGGACAUUGGUUACUGUCAGGGAAUGAACUUUAUUGCAGGAUACCUCCUUAUCAUAACCAAAGAUGAAGAGAAGUCAUUCUGGUUAAUGGAUGCUUUGCUGGGCAGAAUCUUACCUGAUUACUACACCACUGCUAUGCUGGGACUGAAGACAGAUCAGGAGGUGCUGGGAGAGCUGGUGAAGGUUAAGGUGCCUGGUGUGUGGCAGGCCAUGACUCAACACAAUGUAAUGUGGACCCUGGUGGUCUCCCGGUGGUUUCUUUGCCUUUACAUUGACAUCCUUCCCAUGGAGACAGUGCUGCGAAUAUGGGAUUGUCUUUUCUACGAGGGCUCGAAGAUAUUGUUCCGUGUGGCCCUCACACUGAUUCGUCACCAUCAGAACCUAAUCCAGCAGGCACAGAACCUCCCUGACAUAUGUGAGCGUUUCAAACUGAUUACCCGUGGGGAGUUUGUGGAAGAUUGUCAUGCAUUCAUACAGAACAUUUUUACGGAGCCUGGGAGCCUCUCCAUGGCAACCAUCACUAAACUCAGGGAAACAUGUCGUGAUCGCAUACAAGCUCAGGAGUCUGGAUGUUAACAGGGAUAACAAGCCAGCCAUUUUCACACACAGACAUUAUUAAGCUAUCGAGAAUUUUCCCCCUUAACAAGAGUAAUGAAUAUCACUGGUAACUAA